AUGUUUUUCCAACCGAAACCAGCUAAAGAUAAAAUCACUUUCACGAAUAAAGAAGGUAAAAAGGAAACUGGUAACAAAAUCAGGUUCAGAAAUGUUUUCUGUCACGACGUUUUAACAUCGGUUGAUAUUCAAGAAAUAGUGAAAGCCGGUGGACGAAUUAUUAGAAUAUUAGAUGGUAUAGUAUACGAAGAAAAUUUUAAAACUCCACCCUAUAGAGAUUAUAUUUUAAUUUUGAGAGAUCUAAGAAAUAAAUAUAAACGAGAAGGUAAUAUCGUGAGUAGUAAUUGCAUGGAAUUAUUAGGUAAUUCCUUGUAUGGUAAAUCAAUUCAGAAAGAUAUAUUCACAACUAGACAUUUAUGGAAUGAAGCAACUUUACAGGCCAACUUUGAUUCACGUGUUAAAACCUAUGAGAAAAUUAAUGAUACUCAAUAUAUUGUUGAAACAGAAAUUGAAGAAAAAGAGAUUACUACCGAAGAUAGUAAAUCUACACGACUAACACCUAGUCAUUUGGGAUGA
Molecule: messenger RNA, 516 nt
Organism: Lottia gigantea (owl limpet)
Lineage: Eukaryota; Metazoa; Mollusca; Gastropoda; Lottiidae
Exons: 1
Coding region: 1-516 (171 amino acids)
Biological process (GO): DNA replication
Molecular function (GO): DNA-directed DNA polymerase activity; nucleotide binding; DNA binding
Source: RefSeq, a predicted model, not a curated record